AUGGCCAGCGAGUUCAAGAAGAAGCUCUUCUGGAGGGCCGUGGUGGCCGAGUUCCUGGCCAUGACCCUCUUCAUCGUCAUCAGCAUCGGGUCCGCCCUGGGCUUCAACUUCCCCCUGAAGAACAACCAGACGUCAGGUGCGGCCCAGGACAACGUGAAGGUGUCCCUGGCCUUCGGGCUGAGCAUCGCCACCAUGGCCCAGAGCGUGGGUCACAUCAGCGGCGCCCACCUCAACCCGGCCGUCACGCUGGGGCUGCUGCUCAGCUGCCAGAUCAGCGUGCUCCGCGCCAUCCUGUACAUCAUCGCCCAGUGCGUGGGGGCCAUCGUGGCCACGGCCAUUCUCUCGGGCAUCACCUCCUCCCUGCCCGGCAACUCCCUGGGCAGCAAUGCGCUGGCCUCCGGCGUGAACGCGGGCCAGGGCCUGGGCAUCGAGAUCAUCGCCACCCUGCAGCUGGUGCUGUGCGUGCUGGCCACCACCGACCGGCGGCGCCGUGACCUGGGGGGCUCAGCCCCGCUUGCCAUAGGCCUCUCCGUGGCCUUGGGACACCUGCUGGCGAUCGACUACACGGGCUGCAGCAUCAACCCUGCCCGGUCCUUCGGCUCGUCUGUGAUCAGUAACAACUUCAAGGACCACUGGGUCUUCUGGGUGGGGCCGUUCAUCGGGGCCGCCCUGGCCGUGCUCAUCUACGACUUCAUCCUGGCGCCGCGCAGCAGCGACCUCUCGGACCGCAUGAAGGUGUGCACCAGCGGCCAGGCCGAGGAGUACGACCUGGACGGCGAGGACAUCCACUCCCGGGUGGAGAUGAAGCCCAAGUAG
Pipistrellus nathusii (Nathusius's pipistrelle) is the source of this 816-nucleotide messenger RNA. NCBI's taxonomy places the organism in Eukaryota, Metazoa, Chordata, Mammalia, Chiroptera, Vespertilionidae. The record is from the annotation of a GenBank genome assembly.